Messenger RNA from Corythoichthys intestinalis (scribbled pipefish), 2939 nucleotides. RefSeq names its product solute carrier family 43 member 2b (gene slc43a2b). Bases 340 to 2136 code for a protein of 598 amino acids. NCBI's taxonomy places the organism in Eukaryota, Metazoa, Chordata, Actinopteri, Syngnathiformes, Syngnathidae. The transcript is spliced from 14 exons. Gene Ontology annotation, biological process: neutral amino acid transport; transmembrane transport. The record is from RefSeq and is a predicted model, not a curated record. Gene Ontology annotation, molecular function: L-amino acid transmembrane transporter activity; neutral L-amino acid transmembrane transporter activity.
UUCUCAAACUCAGACUCGGGUGCAAAAUAUGCGAUCACGACAUUCCUACUUAGAAUGCUUACAUGCAUGUAACCAUUCAGUUAUCAGGCAGGGUUCAAAGUUAAUAGUUGUGAUAAAAUUUACCCCAACCGACCGGUCAGUGUUUUGCAGUGAUAGGCUGACUGUGAAACCUUCCCCUCCCCUCCUGCUUUUGUCUUCCCAGAUAAAGUGAUCACUGAUCCUUCAUCACAAGCAACGAGGCGACAACAACCGACUCCCUCUUUUCUCCCCACCUCACCACCUUCAGUCUCUCACACUUCUCCAGUUCUUUCUCACUCUCUGACUGCCUAUCCCGCAAGCAUGCCUCCCACGCUGGCCACAGCGUUUGCCCGCCGCUGGUGGAUGGCGGUGACCGCUAUCGUUGAGAAUCUCCUCUUUUCUGCUGUACUUUUGGGAUGGGGAUCGCUCCUCAUCAUGCUCAAGUCAGAGGGCUUCUACUCAUACCUUUGCAGCUAUGAAGGUAACAGCUCCACUUACAAUUUGUCGCUGGAGACAACGCAAGCGCCUGACGAUUACGUUGACUACUAUGAAGACAGUGAGGGCGCUGUGGUUGGCCUCGGCGACGGGGUACAGAUGAAGCCCUUGGGUCCUGUCGACGGGCCUCUGAGGAUGAACGGCUGGCUGAUCUGUAAAGAGCAGGAUGAGAUGUUGAACCUGGCUUUUACCGUUGGCUCCUUCCUUCUCUCUGCCAUCACGCUACCUCUAGGAAUUGUCAUGGACAAAUACGGCCCUCGCAAACUCCGACUGCUGGGAAGCACAUGCUUUGGCUUGUCUUGUUUGCUCAUUGCAUAUGGAGCCUACCAACCAAAUGAACUCUCAGUCCUUAUCUUUAUCGCCCUGACUUUUAAUGGCUUCGGUGGCAUGUGCAUGACCUUUACCUCCCUUACGUUACCUAACAUGUUUGGGGACUUGCGUUCCACUUUUAUCGCCCUGAUGAUUGGAUCCUAUGCAUCCUCUGCAGUGACCUUCCCUGGUGUCAAGGUAAUCUAUGACUUUGGUGUACCAUUCAUCACCAUUCUGGUGGUGUGGGCAGCAUGUGCUGGAUUGGUCUUCUUGAACUGCUUCUUCAACUGGCCCCUGGAACCCUUCCCAGGACCAGAGGACAUGGACUACACUGUCAAGAUCAAGUUCAGCUGGCUCGGCUUCGACCACAAAAUCACAGGCAAACAGUUCUACCGCCAAGUGACCACAGUGGGUCGUCGACUCAGUGUGGGCAACAGCCUGGUGCAGAAAGAUUUGCCCACCAAGGAGGGCAAGCUCUGCCUCUCUACGAUGGACCUGGAAUUAGACGGAAAGCCCAAAGAGGAGUCCCCUUCAUUCCUGAAAACUAUCACCACCCCGAUUUUCCUGCUGAGCCUGGUGACCAUGUCUGUGACUCAGCUGCGUCUAUUGUUCUACAUGGGAGCCAUGAACAGCGUUCUUGAGGUGCUCAGUGAUGGUGAUCUCAACACAGUGGAAAGAAUGGAAGUUGUGAGUUUGUACUCAUCCAUCUUCGGCGUGCUUCAGCUGCUUUGCCUCAUGACCACACCUGUGAUUGGUCAGAUUAUGGACUGGAAGUUAAAGGACUGUGAUGAUGGCGAGGAAUCAAAGGACACCGGCAGCAAGAAUGAACCAAAGACAAAACGAAGAGACAGAAAGACCCAAAAGGUGACCAAUGCCCUGCGAGCGUUUGUCCUUACGAAUGUCCUUUUAGUGGGCUUCGGGGUCACUUGCCUGAUACCAAACCUUCCCCUCCAGAUUGUGUCAUUUAUCUUACACACUGUGGUGAGAGGAUUCAUUCACUCGGCCGUCGGUGGCCUUUAUGCUGCUGUGUAUCCAUCUUCACAGUUUGGCAGCCUAACAGGUAUGCAGUCACUAGUCAGUGCUGUAUUUGCUCUGCUGCAGCAACCUCUCUUCUUGGCUAUGAUGGGACCCCUAGAGGGAGAUCCAUUCUGGGUUAACAUUGGCCUGCUGGCUCUUAGCAUGUUGGGAUUCCUACUGCCCCUCUACCUGGUUUGCUACAGACAGAGUCUCCACAAAGAGCGGCAUGAAAAGGAGAAUAACGCCAAAAUAUACAUCAAAAUAAAUGGCUCCGACGUCCCAGAGGCUUUUGUCUAAUAAUGACAACACGAUGGAAGAACAGAGUGGUGCAGAGACACCAGCGUGCAAACCGAUAAAUGCUGUUUCGCUAUAUUAUUUUUGUCGGAUUUAUGUAUACUGCACAUACAGACAUAGCAAUAUUUAAACUGUGUGCUGUGGAAGUACACCGCACAACUGUGAAAAGGAUAAACGAAGCAGAAGGACUGUGAAAGGAGAGAGGCAUAAGCACUCUGCAUUCCCCCAAUCCUUAACUUCAUGUUGUUAUUAUCUUACAGUAUUCAGCAUUGUAAAAGCUUUGUUUUGUCCUGUGCAACUGCUUAAUUCAAUGCUUAAAUCCGAAAAAGGCGGCAUAUUGCAAGAAAAAGACUGUGAUGAAAAAUGUCGGGAUAUCAAAACUACAGUUCAGAAUUGUUGUUCAGCGUGACGUUUGGAUGUACAGUAAUUUCACAAUUGUUGCGGUCUUUGUUUUCGAUUAUUAUUUGUUAUUGAAGGAUUUGAUUUCACGCCCCUUCACCUGUUUUGUUUUGAUCUAAUGAUGUAAAGUCAGUAUGUGCUAUUGUGAAUGUCGUUCAUGUGUUCAUUUCUUGUGUUUCUGUGGUCAUUUUUUGACUCUUUUUCCACAUUUAAUUGGCUUACAUUGUUUUCAAGUAGGUACAGUAUUGUAUAUGUAUGUCAGGGCCUUUAAGGCUUGUUGUAUAAAUGACAUGCAAACUGCAUUAUUGGUAUUGCUAAAAGCAAAGUAACCAUUUGAAUAUUUAUUUUGUGACAUAAUUUUUUUUUUUUGCUUUAAGUUUAACAUAUGUGCCUUGAGUUUUAAUAAA